Rhododendron vialii is the source of this 3562-nucleotide messenger RNA. RefSeq lists its product as uncharacterized. The transcript has 5 exons. NCBI's taxonomy places the organism in Eukaryota, Viridiplantae, Streptophyta, Magnoliopsida, Ericales, Ericaceae. Bases 579 to 3356 code for a protein of 925 amino acids. Gene Ontology annotation, biological process: regulation of defense response to fungus. The record is from RefSeq and is a predicted model, not a curated record.
ACUGACCAGCAUACCCAUACUACAUCGUUUCCCUCCAAAUUCAAUAAUCAAUACUCCUACGGAGUACUAUUACCUUUGGUUCUUCCAGGGAGUUUUUCCUUCUUUAGUCAAAGAAAUGUCAGAGAAACUGGCCACCCACCCACACCCUUUUUAUUCCCUUCCCUCCAAACUUUCUCUUUUAUCGGGAAGCGCAGAUUCGCUCGUCUUUCCUCUCUCUAGCCUCUCUCUCUCUCUCUCUCAACUGGGAAAAGACCCAACUUUGUUGUUUUCCUCUGGUUCAAAGAGAGCAUCACAGCAAGCCAAGUACUGGGUUCUUGUUUUUUGCUCAAGUACUUGUAGAACUGUUCUGAAUGUGACUAAAAUACACUCCGUUUUUGAGCUAUUGAAAAUCUCGGGGUUCGUCUGAUUCGUGGGUAGUUUCUCAUUUGUUUGGUUAGAAUUUGUGAUCUGGGCUCUGGGUGUUUGGUGUGAUUUGAGAUUCUUGGUUGAAUUUUGAGAUCUUGUGAAGUUGCUGUAAGGAGUUAAUGUGUAUGGUAAGUGGGUGUGAUUGAAUUUUGUGUUUUUUUUGUGUGUUUUGAAUGGAGGAAGAAUCAAAUGUCCGGUUAGUUCGAUGCCCUAAGUGCGAAAAUCUUCUCCCUGAGCUCCCUGACUUCUCUGUUUAUCAGUGUGGUGGCUGUGGCGCAAUUCUCCGAGCGGAGAAGAAGGGGCCCGUGGGUGAGCGCCUGUCAGAGAAAUGUAAUGGGGAGAUGGGUAGAGGGGGUGUUGAGAAUGGGCAUGGUGGUACUUUAGAAAGCCCUUCCAAGUCUGCAAGUGAUGAUGGGCUUGAACGUGGUAGGAAAAAAGAGCAAUUUCCAGAAAGAUCCGUGAGUUUGGUUACUAAUUCUUCCUCCACAACAGAAAAAAGGAAGUUUGUUAACAAUUUUGAUCAUAACACUAGAAUAGAGGCCACGAAUUUAAGGGUCGAUGAUAGUGAUCAAGAUGGAGACGGGGGAUAUCGUAGUGAUAGAUACAUGAAAUACUCGAAAUGCUCGUCUAGUAAUGGGGUCAAUGGACAAGGUGACGAGGUGAACACGAACAUGAAAAAGUCUGAAUCUGGUAAUCCAUGUGUGAAAACUAUAGUAGAGGAAAAUAAACCACCAAUUGGGAGGUUUGCAGGUUCAAUGAGACCAAGGCCAAUUAUGGACCACUGUAAUGUGGAGAGCAACGGACCAGGAGCAUUUUACGGGAAUGGCAAAGGUGUUGAGGAACGGAGGAGGUUUCCGACUUUGCCUUAUCCUGAUGAAGGACCUUCAAAUUAUUGGCAUGGUUCCUUUCAUCGCUACACUGAGCAGAAAAGGAUUCACCAUGUUUUGGAUGGGCUUAGUGGAGUUGAAAAUUUGGAGAAUGAUCGAGCUGAGCUCAUUAGGAAACUUGAUGAGUUGAAGGAUCAACUUAGCAGAUCCUGUGAUGUGACAGAAAAACCAAGUGUAAGGGCCCCUGUUAGUAGGACAACUGCUCCCCCACCGUCUCCACCUCCCCCACCACCCAAUCAUUAUUAUAGACAUGAUUAUCAUGUGCCACAAGGGCCAAGCAAUUUAUUUUCUGCUAAUGUUGAACGCUUUGCUCCAGAUAAACAUGUUCAGGAACCCGUUUACUGCAGUCAUAGUCAUGGACCAGUUCCUUACACAAAUGGUCGUGCUUAUUCUCAUAGGGAUGAGGCAAGUGAAUUCGCAGGAUAUGAGCAAUCCUAUCCCCCACAAAGGCUUAGUCAGCCUCCUCAUCAACCAAAACCUCAAUAUUUUAAGCAGCCUUUUCAUGACCAUUUUCCUGCACAUAACGUGGAUUUUAAUCUGAGUUCCCUUUCUUCACACCACAGUGAAACAUUUUCACGCAUCCCUACAUGCUCUUGUUUACAGUGCUACAACAAUUUUCAAGUCCCACCAAAAGUCCCACAUCCCACUGUUAGGUCACAGGCUGACCCCAUCAAUCCUAGUUUCCACCGUCUUGUAAGUUCAGCUGCAUAUGUCGCACAGGGUUACAAUGGUAGAGGUACCAAUCCUCCUCAGGCAAGAAGUUCAACUGCCUUUGAUGUAGACACUGUUGGUCUUGGUCUCCGGCGUCCAAGAAGGGUGGUGGUUGGAAAUGGAAGCGAACGGCUUUGUCAUCCACUAAGAGGUGGUGCUCCAUUUAUGACAUGCUGCAGUUGCUUUGAGUUGCUGAAACUGCCAAGAAAACCUGUCGUAACAAGGAAGAAUCAACAGAAAGUGCGAUGUGGAGCCUGUUCUGCCAUGAUCUUGAUUGAGCUUGAGAAAAAGGGGAUUGUUGCUUCAGUUCCCACACAACUGAAGAAAGUUUUUCCUGACGGUGGUGCUACGGACUCCUGCUCUGAUGACUAUGGUAAUUCUGGUUAUGACUUCCAUUUGACAGAUAGUGAACCCAAUGUCUUGUCGACAGAGCAAAUGUUAAACUUUGAUGAUUCUGAUGAGAGGCAAGAUCCUCUGUCUUCAUCCUCCAGUUUUUCGCAGGAUGAGCUGAGCGCAGACAGUACGAUUUCUCGGAGGGAAAUCUCUGAUUCUGCUGAUAUGCCUGCAAAAGAUGAUGUCCCUGUACGACUUCCAGAUUCACCUCAUCAGAUAGAUCCUGAAGCUGCUUCUGCUUUUGUGGUUAGCAGAUGUGGAAUGGGAAACAAGAGUAAACGCAAUGAUCAAGAGAAGUUGAUCCCUGACAAAAGUACCUCGCGACAGAAUUCUGUAAAGGAUGUUUCAGUUGCAACUGAGAUGGAAGUUUCAUUUAAGGGGUUUCCAAAUAGCAGGGACUCUACGGAGGUGAACAAAGAAAAUCGACCUUGGAUCAAGAAGGGGAGUGAAUCCUUCUUUGCAGGUCUCAUCAAAAAGGGCUUUAGAGACUUCUCGAGAUCUAGCCAAAUUGUGGAGACAGGAAGAACAAAUGUUUUCGUGAAUGGGCAACCUAUACCCGAUCGUGUGGUUAAGAAGGCUGUGAAGCUGGCAGGGCCUAUUCAGCCUGGAAGCUACUGGUACGAUUGCCGAGCUGGAUUUUGGGGUGUGAUGGGCCAGCCUUGUGGUGGCAUAAUUCCCCCUCUCAUUGAAGAAUUUGAUUAUCCAAUGCCAGAGAAUUGUGCUGCUGGAAGCACUGGUGUUUUUGUAAAUGGACGAGAACUUCAUCAGAAAGAUUUGGAUUUACUUGCUGGCAGGGGCCUGCCUACAUCAAGAGAUAGGUCUUAUAUUGUUGAGAUUUCUGGUAGAAUUUUGGAUGAGGACACUGGUGAAGAACUAGAUAGCCUUGGCAAACUUGCUCCGACUGUUGAGAAAGCGAAGCACGGAUUUGGUAUGAAAGCUCCAAGAACGAUUGCAGAAUGACCAAUUUCGGUUGAAGUGCAGUAUGGUAUGGUCAUUCGUGAGAAUAGGAAUCUGUCACUUGCCAUUUGGAUUAGUGGUGCGCGUUUAGUAUGCAGAUGUAGCAUUGGAGUUUUAGUACUACGAUGUAACCUUUUGUUGUUUGAGAUUUGUCAAUGUUUGUAACAGAAUUUUACGUGAAAAUUAAGCAUGUGCUGUGGUUAUGCUUA